Molecule: messenger RNA, 1044 nt
Organism: Macrosiphum euphorbiae (potato aphid)
Lineage: Eukaryota; Metazoa; Arthropoda; Insecta; Hemiptera; Aphididae
Source: the annotation of a GenBank genome assembly
AUGUUUGCAUUGUUUUUAAAAGAAAAUGUUAUUAUUAUUGGGAUUGGAAUUAUGUUUAUCCUGUGGUUAGUUCUUUUCAAAAGAAUUGCCAGAUUCUUUGAGAAAUGUAUUUCAAUGUAUUCAUCACACAAAUUCAAGUUACCGGAAGUAAAUGUUUUAUUUCACUCAUUGACUAGUGGAGUAUUUUGUUUCAUUAGUGUCCCAAUAUGUUUUUCGACAUUUAAACCGUCUACAUCAUCAGAUUCAUCCUUAAUGUACUGGUUACUGGAUUCAUUUCGCCAUAUGAUGGAUCGUUGUGCAACGACGGAAUCUGUGGAUCCAUCAAGAAAUUUUAAGUUUAUCAUACUCUAUUCAUGUUUAUUACACAGCGUUUACACAUCAUUUGCAAACAAUUUAGAAGAGCGACCAUUAUUAAGCACAUUAAAGAAAGGUGCUGUACUUAGUUUCUUUGCUUCUACAUACUGUUUUGGCUGUACAGAAGCAGGUUUUGUAUUCCUUGGGCUGUCUAAUUUAUCGCUCGGAACAUUAGAAGCAGCUAGACUCUUGAAAGUUUGUCAUAACAAAACAAAUAGUAUGUUAAUCAAAAUAUUAAGCUUUGGACAGUUUGUUGUACAUUGUGUUAUUUGGAUAUCAAUUUACUUGUUCUUGGUGCCAUUUGUUGUACUAUCCUCGGUCGAAGUGCUAACAAUGAAUAAUGAUAAUCGGCUACCACUAUUAAUUAUGUUGUUCAGUCUUCUAAUAUUUUACUUUAUUGAAUUAAGAGACAGUCCAUUGAACAUGUCAACAACUAGUGGAAAUGGUAUAUUUAGGCUAUUUGAAUCCCCUAAAAGCUCACUAAUGGCUGCAAAUAACAGUAGCAAAAGGAAUCAAAAUAAACAGAAAUCGAAAGAGAACUUAUUAGUAUUGUACCAAACUACUAAAUGUGCAAUGGCAGUAAAGAAAAAAGUACAACAAAUUCGACAAAAUAAACUAGGGACUAGAUUACUAUCUGCAUCUGAAAUUAAACAAGAGCCCAUUGACGUGAUUGAAAUAUUUGAUGAUUGA